AUGUUAACCUAUCCCGUUGCGUGUGCAGCAGCUGUAUUUAGUCUCGCCGCGGGAUACGCCAUACCCAACCACGAUGGCUUUCCUAGUCCAGACGAUCAGCAGCUUCUUGACAUACAGACUGAGGCAGAUGGGAAACUACCCAACGCACCCCCACCGGGCAAGUUGAGUGUUGCGGGCAUCACCAACUUCCAGCUCGUCGCCUUCAACGAGCAAUUCGAGGUCGCCUUCUUCACAUCUUUAAUCGAAAACGUCACAAAUCGCGAUGGCGAAUUCAGCGCCGAGGCAGCCAACCGGGAUGAAGCAGAGAUACUGCAAAUACUGAAGACAAUAAAAGCCCAAGAAGAACUCCACGCUAUAACGGCCAUCAACCAACUCAAACAGUUCAACGCCUCCCUAAUCCCCCAACCCUGCAACUACAAAUUUCCCACCACCUCCCUCGACGACGCCCUCAACCUCGCCUCAACUUUCACCUCCGUCGUACUAGGCACCCUCCAAGACGCACAGCAAAGUUUCGCAAAAAACGGUGAUGAUGCCGUGGUCCGCGUCGUCUCGUCUGUUGUGGGCCAGGAAGGCGAGCAGAACGGGUUUUUGCGCUUCAUGCUCCACCGGCGGCCUUCGUCGAAGCCUUUUCUAACAACGUCGAUUGCGCCGUACGCAUAUUCGGCAUUGCAGGCUUUUAUCGUGAGCUGCCCGUUUAAGGUUGAGGACAUACCGAUUCCUAUUUUUCCGGCACUGAAUGUGCUCACAAAUGCUGAGGCGAGGGAUAUGACGCUGAGUUAUUCGGCGGAUCUGAAGAGUUACAUAGCGGGACUGCCGCCGUCGCCGAUGUCGCCUAUGUUCAUCACGUAUAUUGUGGGACAACAAUUACCGAUUUCUGUGCGCAUCAGGAACCAAAGGCUGGAUGGCACGACGCUCAUAUUUGAUGCGGAUUUUCCAUUUACGGCAAAUGUGAUGCAAGGGCUUACUAUUGCGGCGUUGACGAAUUCGUCGGAUUUUAAGGAGGUGGGGGUUAUGGCGGCUAGCACGCUGGCGGCGCCUGGCUUGAUACAGGUGAAUGACCUUCUCAGGCCUGGAAAGAUAGUGAGCGGAGGAUUUGGUGGUGCCAAUAGGACUCGGACGGAACAGGAACCAUAG
Molecule: messenger RNA, 1134 nt
Organism: Pseudomassariella vexata
Lineage: Eukaryota; Fungi; Ascomycota; Sordariomycetes; Amphisphaeriales; Pseudomassariaceae
Product: late sexual development protein
Exons: 3
Coding region: 1-1134 (377 amino acids)
Source: RefSeq, a predicted model, not a curated record